AUGGAAAGCCCAUCCUAUGCACCAAUGAUGAUGCGCCCGAGCAGUUUCUAUAAUACCAUUGGACAUUUACCUCAAAUCUCACCCGUCCCAGGCUGUGCAUUACCGUCUCAAUUUAUGUGCCUACAGCAGCCAACCGUUAAGCUUCAUCAUUCACCAGCCAAAUCGGAACCAAUAGUGACAAGAAAAAAAAUAUCAGUGAAGCGACGAAUGGCUGCCAAUGACAGAGAGCGAAAACGCAUGAAGAGUAUCAAUCGUGGAUUUGAACAUUUACGACAUCAUCUCCCGGAAACGCCGUUUGAGAAGAAGCUAUCUAAGGUUGAUACACUUCGAGAAGCCAUCACCUACAUUCAAGCACUCCACGAACUUUUGGAAGCGCAUCAACCACUUGAGCCCUAUGCUCCGCCAACUUUUAAAUUAAUGCAUUAUGAACAAAACACAGGCCGGCCCACCUUUGUUGAAGUCAGCUGGAAAAGAACUGGUGAUAUCUACAGUAGAACAUUUCCAUCCCCUACUGGAUAUACCGCUCGUCAAAAAUCGGUGUGGAUCCCCGACCAUGGCACCCCAGACUCUAACCCAUUUGAGGAAAAACCAACAAAUAAU
Messenger RNA from Mesorhabditis spiculigera, 600 nucleotides. Lineage: Eukaryota; Metazoa; Nematoda; Chromadorea; Rhabditida; Rhabditidae. The record is from the annotation of a GenBank genome assembly.